UCUCUUUGCCAAAAUCCAUCCCCCGAUCCCCGCACACCGGCGGUGUAUUCGUUUGAACGGUACUCCUCUGAAACGCUAGCGGCUCCCACACAGAGACAAGACCUAGUUUGAGUUCAACCAGCUGUCCACGUUUUGGAUUUACACACCCGAUGAGACCCAAUGCGUCUUCAGCAAAUGAACAGCAGUGUCUCGGACUGUGGUAGCUGGUGAGCAUGUCUGGCAACGAGAAGUCUUGAAGAUCAACCAGAAUAAAUCCAUAUGGCUUUCUGCGAUCCUGCCUGCGUUAUUCUCCUGAAAAGAACAUGAAGGAGGUGGAUAUUAUAAAUAAGGAAGAAUUAGAUAAAGAAAGAUUUCAAGUCCACUACGGAGUACAGAGCCCCGCCAAGACAAAGCGAUUGUCAUCUUGCAAGAGGAAGGGUGGUCCAUUGGUGGAGGUGGGCUUAAAGCUGCACCGCAGAACAUCCGAUGUAGGCCGUGUCCCUAAACCUGGCAUGGCCAACAAAGAAAAUGAGCUGACGUGCACCGAUGAUGUACGUCGCACGCACUACAAUGACAACCGCGGGCUCCCUGUGAACUCUGCAGAGGCCUCCAAGAUGGCAGGGGCCGGCUCCAAGUACAAAGACUUCACCGAGCUCUCAAAGGACCACGAAGCCAUGACUCGCGUCCUGUUCGGGAGGAACCUGCGACUAAAAGUGGCCCAAACAUUGUGGCGAAAAAAUGCCAGUGAAUUAGUGGCCUACCUAAUAAGAAUUGAAGACACAGGGGUGCUGCUUGACUGCUUACCCGUCUUAACAAAUAACCUGCAAACCGAAGCACCAUGUUUGUCACUUGGCUGCUGCGUUGACCUCGUGCCCCUUGUGAAAGCAAUUCUCGCCAGUCAAUAUGAAGAGAACAUUAUGGUUGGUUUACACUGGGUUCAAUCCGUCAUUAGGAAAUGGUGGCCAGAACUUUCUAAGAAUGAGAAAAGACUGCGGGACAGUUGUUCAGAAGACAGGAAUCUUGAAGUCAUGAAGCUGAGGCUGAAGGACUUGUGGAAGGAAGGGGCCCGGUUAUGUGGGGUUCCAGGAUCUACGGGAGAACUGGCAAAGACCAUCGAGUCUUAUCUAUCGCAGCUGCCCUGACGGUUGUCAUCGUAGCUCCCCGAGGAUGUGACCACUACUGCCCGAUCCUGGCUAUGUUUUGAACUGAUAAUGAGGCCAGAGAAAUGGACAACUUCAACGCAACCCUUCACUGGGACAGAACUUGACAGUUGAGACGACUCCCUCAGUUAGAGCGGGAGACUCUUAGGGAGGAGCUGAGCGAGAGCUUUUCCCCACACAAAAAAACCACACUGCAGAUGACUGCUUCACAUUGAAGUGGACCUUGUGAAGGAGCAUAUCUAGAGGACUUCCAUGAGACUCAGUGUAACGUCGCUUUAUGAAGUGCCAAACUCUUUGUCUCUCACUGCGUCACUCUUUGCCAUGGUAUGCAAAUGCACUUGUGGAAGUAAUGAAUGCUUGGCUGUUUUAAUGUGUUUUGCGCCUGGGUUCUCUGGAAUCAUAAACUUGAAUCUGCAACAGUCUUAAGUUAUUAGAACUUGUGUUUUCACUUUGCCCCUUCGUAUGACAUUGAACUGUAUAAUGUAAAAACAAAUGAUUCUUUUAAUCUUCUUUUAAAUAAAUUUGAUAAAAAUCA
This is a messenger RNA of Gasterosteus aculeatus aculeatus (three-spined stickleback), 1674 nucleotides long. RefSeq names its product katanin p80 subunit B-like 1 (gene katnbl1). Gene Ontology annotation, molecular function: microtubule binding. NCBI's taxonomy places the organism in Eukaryota, Metazoa, Chordata, Actinopteri, Perciformes, Gasterosteidae. Gene Ontology annotation, cellular component: nucleolus. The record is from RefSeq and is a predicted model, not a curated record.